This is a messenger RNA of Anoplopoma fimbria (sablefish), 2999 nucleotides long. RefSeq names its product casein kinase 2, beta polypeptide (gene csnk2b). The transcript is spliced from 7 exons. The record is from RefSeq and is a predicted model, not a curated record. Gene Ontology annotation, cellular component: protein kinase CK2 complex; cytoplasm. NCBI's taxonomy places the organism in Eukaryota, Metazoa, Chordata, Actinopteri, Perciformes, Anoplopomatidae. Bases 132 to 779 code for a protein of 215 amino acids. Gene Ontology annotation, molecular function: protein kinase regulator activity.
AAGAGGAAGAACGUAACCUAGAGGGUGAACUGGGAGGCGGUGUCCAUCUUAUUUACACCGGUGUGAUUGCUAAAUUUCUGAUCUGUCGGAUUUUUGAAGUACUAUAAAAGUUGAACGCCGGGUCUUCCGAGAUGAGCAGUUCAGAAGAAGUUUCAUGGAUCUCCUGGUUCUGUGGACUGAGGGGGAAUGAGUUCUUCUGUGAGGUGGAUGAAGACUACAUCCAGGACAAGUUUAAUCUGACAGGGCUCAAUGAGCAGGUUCCCCACUACCGCCAAGCCCUUGACAUGAUCCUUGACCUCGAACCAGAUGAGGAGCUGGAGGACAAUCCCAACCAGAGUGACCUGAUCGAGCAGGCCGCUGAGAUGCUGUAUGGCCUCAUCCACGCACGCUACAUCCUCACUAACCGAGGCAUCGCACAGAUGUUGGAGAAGUAUCAACAGGGAGAUUUUGGCUAUUGCCCCAGAGUCUAUUGUGAGAAUCAGCCAAUGCUUCCUAUCGGUCUGUCAGACAUCCCAGGAGAGGCCAUGGUGAAGCUGUACUGUCCUAAAUGUAUGGACGUCUACACGCCCAAGUCCUCAAGGCACCACCACACAGAUGGAGCCUAUUUUGGCACUGGCUUCCCCCACAUGCUUUUCAUGGUUCACCCUGAGUACAGGCCCAAGAGGCCCGCCAAUCAGUUUGUCCCAAGGCUGUAUGGGUUCAAGAUCCACCCCAUGGCCUACCAGCUGCAGCUGCAAGCCGCCUCCAGCUUCAAGAGCCCCGUCAAGGCCAUCCGCUAGAGCGCCCUGGACAGAGGAGGAGGAGGUGGCGGAGGAGGAGGAAGAUUUGGUAGAGAAAGAGAGAGAAGACAGGAAAGAUUAUCAUCAGAUGGGGAGGGGUCACCUGCAUUUUACACAGCUUUUCAGGUGCCCCCUCCCCACCCCGAAGACUGUAUUAUUUUUGGUUUAGAUUAGGACAAAUGGAAAAAAUGUCAAGAUUUUUAAGUGUGAGAGCGACAAAAACACACAGCCAUGAUCUAAAUCACAAGCAAACACUCACACACACACACACACACAUGCACUCAUACAUACAGAAACACAUAGAUGCAUCCACACACGUGGGAUUCCAUGCACGUACCUUACCAAACUCAUCAGUGCCAAAAACAGGAGGGUGACUUAAGAGGAAGCUGAACAAUACAGGGGCUUCAUGCUACUGCUGCUGUUCACUCUGCUGUCAUAAUCCGUGGGUGACGCUACAGGGAACUUUUUCCCGUAGAGAAGGUUUUAUGUUCAGGGCUGUUCGACAUAAAGCAUUUGUUUGUUCUGUAUUUGGCACAGUUUGGUAAAGGGUGGUGGUAAACCCUCCAUCAUUUGAAGCCUCCCACCUCAUUAGCCCCCCAAAUGCAUGUACGCUCGACUGGCACUCGCAGAGACAGUUUGGUCGUUUGAAAGAAUUUGGUUGCCGGUUUUUCCGAUGUUUUUUGGUGUUGUUGCACAAAGCUUUCUGUUAAAUUUGCCUUAAGAUUUCAGAAAACAUACCCAGAUUGGGUUUUUUUUAAGAGGCACAAGCAACAGUAGUUUUUUUUCUUUCUCCUUUCUCCUGUUAGAGGCAGUAAAGUAGAAAUAGCUUAAACUAACACGAAUUUUCGAAUCGUUCAGACAAUUGUAACCUGCUUCAUUUCUCCAGCUGUCUGUGCGUGUGUCAAACAACUGUCUGUAUUGGUACCGAAGUGAAACAAUAACCUGUGCUACAUUUUUCUGAGACGUGUCCCCUUCCUGCAGCAGCAGGCUUAGCUGUGUUUGUAUUGUCACCCCCCCCCCCCCCUCAUAGCUUCAUCCUCCUAAAAGAAAUACUUUGUCAUUUUGGGAAAUGAUUUUCCACUUUCUGGCAGAGAGCAGAUUAGAAGACUGUUACCACUCUACAAUAAUGUGACGCUAUCGCUAGCGGCCGGUUAGCUUUGCUUAUACAGUAACGGGGAAACGGUUAGCCUGGCUAGCUCUGUCGAAAGAUAACAAAUUGAUCCUACCAGGACAUUUAAAGCUCACUAAUUAACUUUGUUAGCUAAUUUUCAUUAUGCCUUGAGUGGGACAUACCUCAUUCUCAUAACAUUGCAACUUUGAACUUUGACCCUCUUCUUAUAUGUCCACUUUGCAGAGGAUUGUGGGUCAGAAUUGCCUGAAAAGCAUGAUGGCUUGCAUACUGCUAAAUGAAAUUGGAUGCAGCAGGACAUCCUGGUAUUUUUGCCACACUGCAUUUGACAUACUAUGUAUUGGGACAUACUAAAUCUUUUUUCUUGCAUACUGGAUAGUUUGGCAGUAUGGGUAUUUGAACCCACAGCCAGCGUUAGAGUCCAGAAAGUAACUGGUCCCUGCCAGGAAUAGUUUUUUAGCCUUAUGUACGCAUUAAACAAACUAGAUGUUCAUUAGUGAGCUUAAGAGGUGUUGGUAGGCAGAGUUUAUUACCAUUAUACUGAGAAAGGCUAUCUCCUUCCCCGUUUCUAGUGUUUUAGCUAAGUUAAACUAACCGGCUGCCGGUUGUAGCUUUGUAUUAAACCUACAUAUACGAGGACGUCUGUCUUCUCUUCGGUGUCUGAAAGCGAAUAUGUCCCAAAAUGUCAAACCAUCCCUGUAAAGUUCGAGGACGUAACCCGGUGAAAGAGGAAUUUCAACAAUCUGAAUCCUUCAGCUCACUCCACCACUGCACUGAUCCCACUGGUGUCUCUCCACAGCACAGUCUCAUUAUUUAUGUUCAGGUUUAGAGACAGACCGACCACCAGCCGCUUCCUUUUUUUUUGUUUCUGAAGCAGUGGGACAGACACUCAGCUGUCCGUUCCUUUCUCCCUCCCGUUUACGUUUGUGUGACUGGAAUUGAUUGUUUUUUGGAUUUCAUGAUACAAGAGAAACGGUAUUUAUGUGUCCAGAUUUUAACUAAUGUUUGUCUGUGUUGUUGUUGUCUUUCUGCUACUGUGGAAGGGUGAGCAGGAUUCAGACUUCUCAAUAAACUUCUAUUUUCUUUUCAUA